Molecule: messenger RNA, 270 nt
Organism: Prunus armeniaca (apricot)
Lineage: Eukaryota; Viridiplantae; Streptophyta; Magnoliopsida; Rosales; Rosaceae
Source: the annotation of a GenBank genome assembly
AUGUGUGUGCAUUUGUAUAUCUACACAAACGCACACACACAUCAACAUGGUAACAUCCCAGAUCCAAAGGUGGCAGAGAAAGCAAAAUUAAUUGAUGAAUUGCAAAAACAAGUCUCUGAAGCCUGUCUUACUGUAUCUGGCAGUAAUGAUGUGUUGACAAUGGCUUUGGGUCCCGAGCAUCCAAGGAGAGUUAGAGGGGUAGGUGCUGGGAUUUCCCUUAGGCAAUACUUCAAUUUACCUAGACAACAGAGGUUAAAGUUUGCCGAUUAG